Messenger RNA from Nicotiana tabacum (common tobacco), 633 nucleotides. The record is from RefSeq and is a predicted model, not a curated record. NCBI's taxonomy places the organism in Eukaryota, Viridiplantae, Streptophyta, Magnoliopsida, Solanales, Solanaceae.
UGGGAUACUGCUGGCCAGGAGCGGUUCCGAACAAUUACAACAGCUUACUACCGUGGAGCCAUGGGUAUCUUGCUGGUAUAUGAUGUGACUGACGAGUCAUCGUUUAACAACAUCAGGAAUUGGAUACGAAACAUUGAACAACACGCUUCUGACAAUGUCAAUAAAAUACUCGUGGGAAACAAGGCAGAUAUGGAUGAAAGCAAACGGGCUGUUCCUACAUCCAAGGGUCAAGCGCUAGCUGAUGAAUAUGGCAUUAAAUUCUUUGAGACAAGUGCCAAGACAAAUAUGAAUGUUGAGGAGGUUUUCUUUUCAAUAGCUCGGGAUAUAAAGCAAAGACUUGCUGAAUCUGACAAUAGAGCUGAGCCUCAGACCAUCAGGAUUAAUCAAGCCGACCAGGGAGCAGGAGGUGCUCAAACUGCCCAAAAAUCAGCUUGCUGUGGUUCAUAAGAAAUUGGCAGUAACGAAGAUAGGAUGAUGAGGGAGGAGGAAUUAAUCUUUUCCAUGACGUUAAUGUUUCUUCACAAUCUAUUUACUUUCUCGAAGCUCCUACUAUGUCUAAAAGUAUAAUCUAAGUCUUGCUUAUUAUUUCUGGCUUAUAAGAGAUCUGGAGGAGCUGUGUACUCCUUUUUGUUC